CAACACCAGAACCAGGCAGCUGAAGUUCCUAGUAGUUUUAGCACAACUUGUUCUACUUCAUCUGCUACAACUUGUGCUGCUGCUGCAUCGAAUCUUCGCAAUGCAGCUCAUCGCGCACUAUCUAGUAAGAAACAAGAAGAAGAGGAGGAUCUCAACUACAACAGUGACUCGUCAUACAGUGAGAUGGACAUAGAGUCCUCGAAGGGUAGUUCUAGUGAAAUAGAUGAUAGACGAAGACACAACUCAGGUGGAAAUAUUGAAUCAGGAAGAGGA
Amoebophrya sp. A25 is the source of this 273-nucleotide messenger RNA. The record is from the annotation of a GenBank genome assembly. NCBI's taxonomy places the organism in Eukaryota, Dinophyceae, Syndiniales, Amoebophryaceae.